AUGGGGGUCCCAAAGUUUUAUCGGUGGAUUUCAGAGCGUUACCCUUGCCUCAGUGAAGUUGUCAAGGAACACCAGAUUCCAGAAUUUGACAAUCUCUAUCUGGAUAUGAAUGGGAUCAUCCAUCAGUGUUCUCACCCAAAUGAUGAGGACGUUCACUUCCGCAUCUCUGAGGAGAAGAUUUUUGCUGACAUUUUCCAUUAUGUGGAGGUGCUUUUCAGGAUCAUCAAGCCACGGAAGGUCUUCUUCAUGGCUGUUGAUGGUGUGGCACCAAGAGCAAAAAUGAACCAGCAGAGGGGACGAAGGUUUCGGUCUGCCAAAGAAGCAGAGGAGAAAAUUAAGAAAGCUCUGGAAAAAGGAGAGGUUUUGCCCACAGAAGCUCGCUUUGACUCUAACUGCAUCACCCCAGGCACUGAGUUUAUGGUCAGACUCCAACAGCAGCUCACUUAUUUUGUCCACAACAAGCUCUCAACUGACAAACUUUGGCAGAAUGUCAGAAUCUACCUAUCAGGUCAUGAGACCCCUGGCGAGGGAGAACAUAAAAUAAUGGAAUUCAUACAUUCAGAGACAGCCAGACCUUUACAUGACCCCAACACUCGACACUGCUUAUAUGGCCUGGAUGCUGACCUGAUAAUGUUGGGUUUGACGAGCCAUGAGCCAAAUUUCUCACUGCUCAGAGAGGAGGUCCGAUUUGGGGGGAAGAAAUCCCAGAAAAGGGUAACCGCUCCAGAGGAGACAACGUUCCAUUUGCUUCACUUGUCUCUUAUGAGGGAAUACAUUGAUUAUGAGUUCGCUGCGGUUAAGGAUCUGAUGGGCUCUGAUUAUGACUUGGAGCGGAUAAUAGAUGAUUGGAUUCUAAUGAGCUUCCUCGUGGGGAACGACUUCAUCCCUCACCUUCCUCAUCUGCACAUUAAUCAUGACGCUCUGCCAUUGUUGUAUAAGACUUACAUCAGUGUGCUGCCCAGCCUUGGUGGUUAUUUGAACGAGAAUGGCCAUCUUAACCUUAGAAACUUUGAAAAAUACUUGGAGAAACUCUCUGAGUUUGACCGUGAACAUUUCAGUGAAAUAUUUGUGGACUUGAAGUGGUUUGAGAGUAAAGUUGGUAAUAAAUACCUGAAUGAGGCUGCUGGCAGAGCAGCAGAAGCAGAAGCCGCAAGUAAACUCAUGUCAAAGGAAAAGGAUUCCUCUCCCCCUCUAGCUGUGUUGACCUCACCUGAUCAAGUCUUAGAUGGUGGAAAAGGACCUGCUGAUGAAUACGAAGAUGAGGAAGAUGAUAUAUUUGAAACGGAGUUCAGACAAUACAAGCGCACAUACUAUAUGACCAAGAUGGGGGUGGACAUAGUGUCUGAUGAUUUUCUAUCAAAACAAGCCAAAUGCUAUGUCGAAGGUAUCCAGUGGAUUCUUCACUACUAUUACCAUGGAGUUAAAUCCUGGAGCUGGUUUUACCCCUACCACUAUGCACCCUUCUUGUCGGACAUCAGAAAUAUUUCUGGAUUGAAGCUGACCUUUGAUCUUGCUAAACCCUUCAUGCCCUUCCAGCAACUUUUAGCAGUCCUGCCCUCUGCCAGCAUGGAGCUAUUACCAGAAUGUUACAGGCACCUAAUGACAAGUGAAAUGUCGCCCAUCAUUGAAUAUUACCCUGUAGACUUCAAAACAGACCUCAAUGGCAAGCAACAGGAGUGGGAGGCCGUAGUGCUAAUUCCUUUCAUCGAUGAAAGGUGUUUGUUAGCAGCCAUGGAGAGCUGCAAUUCCAAGCUGACCAAAGAAGAGAAAGCCCGGAAUCAUCAUACUGAGUGUUGUCUUUAUACAUAUGACCGUGAUAAAGACUUCACAUACCUCUCCACCAUUCCUCAGCACUUCCCGAACAUCAUCCAUUGUCAUGCCAGGGAAGAAAAAAUUCCCAUGGAUGCCUGGCAUGUUCCACUAAACCGCAUUCGCAGAAGUGUGGAUCGCUCAGCUCUGUAUUUUUGCGGGUUCCCGACACUGCAUCACAUAAAACACAAGUUCCAUAUGAAGAAGAGUGGAGUGUUGGUAUUCCAGCAAAGUAGCAGAGGUGAGAAUAUGAUGCUGGAGAUCCUUCACAGUCAGGAAAAAGAACUGCAUUGUGUUGCUGAUCAAGUACUGGGGAAGUCUGUUUUUGUCAACUGGCCACAUCUGGAGGAAGCGCGCAUCAUCGCUGUGUCAGACGGAGACACCAAGCUUGCUCUGGAAGAACCACCUAGGGUCCAAAACAUCUCCGACAGGCCUUCUUCACCCCCCACCAAAGUUACUUACCUCUCAGACAAAGAACAGAGGGAUUGGGUGAAAGACAUCCAAGGAAUAACAGAACACUACCUGAAGAGGAAAGGAAUCGUAGUGAAUGAAACAACAGUGGUUCUAUAUGGGCAGCUGCUGAUGGGAAGAAAAUACAUCCCCAAACCAAACGGUGUUGUUGAGUUGCAGAAACAGUGGGCUAAGCAGAUCCUUCCUUUUGCCUACCAAACUGUGGUCAAGGACAUUGAGGCCUUCUAUUCAUCUUUGACCUGCUUUAAAAGCUUAGAAGACUUGUAUCCUCCACACACCAUUGUUUUCAUGGUGGGGAACCCCUACUAUGGUGCCAUGGGAGAGGUGCAAGAUUCAAGUGAUGUCAUCAAAGAGGGCCGUGUGCGUGUGGUUUUCAACGUACCACAUGAACCCCAACUUGAAGGGUUGAUCCAGAACCAGCAUAAGUACAGUGUAAAAUACAGUCCUGGGUACAUUGUCGCAUCACGUCUGGGAAUCAGCAGCUACCUUGUGUCUCGCGUUUCGGGAAGUCUCUUCAUUGGCAGAGGAUCCAAAAAAAAUCCUUGUGGGGAGCAAAAAGCUAAUGUCGGCCUGAACCUCAAAUUCAACAAAAAAAAUGAGGAGGUUCCUGGAUACACAAAGAGAACUGAAAAGGAAUGGCUUUACUCUGCUGCUGUAGAAGAGCUUUUAGCUGAAUACUUGGAAAGAUUUUCAGAGGUCUUUGAUACGGUUUCAAGAAACAAUCACGAUGACGUGUUCUAUGAAGAUGAUAUCUGGCCUGGAGAAGACCACAACGGGGCUGAAAAGGUGGCUGAAAUCAUGACAUGGUUGAAAAGUCACCCUGUAAGCUCCAUUAGCCGUGCAUCUUGUGACUUACAAGUCCUGGACCUUGCAAUCGUGGAGAAAAUUGAGGAGGCUGUGGAGAAAGUGAAGGGGAAGAAGAGUACAAAGAAAGUUCGUGUUACCGUCAAGCCACAUCUCCUGUUUAGGCCCUUAGAACAGCAACAGGGUGUGGUCCCCGACCCUGAUGCAGAUUAUCGCCUCUUUGACCGUGUCAUCAAUGCCAGAGAGAGCUUCACUGUACCACUGGGUCUGAGAGGCACUAUCAUUGGCAUUAAAGGAGCUGAGCGUGAAGACGAGGUUCUCUAUGAGGUGCUGUUUGAUGAAGAAUUUCCAGGAGGGCUUAACAUCAGGUGCACAUCACCUCGUUGUUACCGAGUGCCGUCAUGUGCUCUGAUUAACCUAUCGCAUGGUACCCGAAUGGAUCCCACAAACCACAAACUCACCGCCAUUGUCAAACCCCAGCCUGCUGCUGCCCCCAACUUCAACUCCCACCAUCAUCAGACCAGCCUCAACCACUCACCACAUUCACCCUUCAUAGCCACGCAACAUAACUCCAAGCACAUUGGUGUGAAGCCUGCCUACCAAGUCAGCAAAAAUGCUACCUCUAAGGCGCCAAUCCAAAAACAACAGGCCAAGAGUAAAGAGGCGUACGUUGAUGUAUGGGAGUCUAUGCAAGGCCCUGCCCCUCCCCAUAAACCUCCUGCUCAGUGGCAAAAUAAUGCCUCUGUUGGUCUCAUUAGGUUGUUGAAGAAAAGUGAUGACGCCAAUUCCCUUUUACCUCAGCAGAACACUGUUAACAAGACAUCAACUGAGUUUGAGGACCUGUUAGCCAGCCUUAAAAUCUCUAAGGACAACCAACAAACUCCAGCUAAUCAUGGUCCAGUCCAUUCACAAGCACUCACCACCCAGUCUGAUGGGCCUUUGUCACCACAGUCUUUUGCAAUGAAGGGAACCAUGGUUUUGAAAGAGAUGCUUAAGAUUGAUGGCACUGGAACAGGAAGCUGUUCGCAACAAGAGACUGCAAACAAUCAGAAGCAAAACAAGAGAAGAAAGUCCCAAAAAAUAGCGGCGAUAAUGAAUGUUCCUGGAGAUGCAGUAGCAUCUUCUUCUCAUGUGCCGGUUUCCCCUGUUAACCAGUCUUUGAUGACCAGUAAGGUGUCUGAGCUGGCGCGUAUAUGUGUCGCUUUAGGCAUGGCGCCACCAGAGUUCAGCUAUGUACACAACAGACAGGGUGUUGCAGUUUGUCAGGUUAAGUUGUCCAAUGGUUUGACUGUCCACGGGCCUCAGUGUCGAUCAGAAAAUGACGCAAAGGAAAAGGCUGCCUUCUUUGCGUUACAAAGACUGAAUUCGCUGGGGUCGGGCUUCCCUCUCCAACCUCCCCUGCUCCAUGGAAUGAGACAUAUGCAGCCCCCGGGCAUCCGAGGCAUGCCUCCUGUCUUUAACCAGUCAGGCUUGAUGAUGCCCCCGCAGAGUUGCGGCCCCGCCCCUGUCUGGGGAAUGCCGCUGCCACCCCAGCACCAACAGAACCCAAGAUUCUACGGAGCGGCUGGAACGUUCCCUGGUGCUGCGCAGCCACAGCCGCACACGACUCUGCCAAUUGGCUCACAUAACCAGUUCAUCCCAUUACAGGUGACUAAAAAGCGAGCAUCGGCCAACAAGAAGCAUCAGGACACAAGAGAGUACUGCUCGGCAGCACAAACUGCAGCCAAAAAUCAAACCCAGAAAGGCCAGCAUACACCUUCCGGCCAAUCGCAAACCCCGAGUCAAGCCGCCAGAGAAGACCCGGCCACUCUGGCUGACGCACCACACCCGUACACGCUCCCUCGGCAAAAUAGGCCGGCCGCAGGCCAUACCCCUGGCUCAGCUUCUAAAAGGAAACACCGGAAACUGGCAGUUAACUUUGAGGCCGCUCAACUCUAUGACUAA
Molecule: messenger RNA, 5028 nt
Organism: Nerophis lumbriciformis (worm pipefish)
Lineage: Eukaryota; Metazoa; Chordata; Actinopteri; Syngnathiformes; Syngnathidae
Source: RefSeq, a predicted model, not a curated record